Piliocolobus tephrosceles (Ugandan red Colobus) is the source of this 1673-nucleotide messenger RNA. RefSeq names its product protein disulfide isomerase family A member 2 (gene PDIA2). Gene Ontology annotation, biological process: protein folding; response to endoplasmic reticulum stress. Gene Ontology annotation, cellular component: endoplasmic reticulum. Lineage: Eukaryota; Metazoa; Chordata; Mammalia; Primates; Cercopithecidae. Gene Ontology annotation, molecular function: protein disulfide isomerase activity. The record is from RefSeq and is a predicted model, not a curated record. The coding region runs from base 1 to 1575 and encodes 524 amino acids. The transcript is spliced from 11 exons.
AUGAGCCGCCAGUUUCUGCCUGUACUGCUGCUGCUGCUCAGGGCUCCGUGCCCCUGGGGUCAGGAGCAGGGACCCGAGAGCCCCUCAGAGGAGCCUCCAGAGGAGGAAUUCCCCAAGGAGGAUGGGAUCUUGGUGCUGAGCCGCCGCACCCUGGGCCUGGCCCUGCGGGAGCACCCUGCCCUGCUGGUGGAGUUCUAUGCCCCGUGGUGUGGGCACUGCAAGGCCCUGGCCCCCGAGUACAGCAAGGCAGCUGCCCUGCUCGCGGCCGACUCAACGGCGGUCACGCUGUCCAAGGUGGAUGGGCCUGCACAGCCCGAGCUGGCUGAGGAGUUUGGUGUGACGGAGUACCCUACGCUCAAGUUCUUCCGCAACGGGAACCGCACACACCCGGAGGAGUACACAGGACCACGGGAGGCUGAGGGCAUUGCCGAGUGGCUGCGACGGCGGGUGGGGCCCAGUGCCACGCGGCUGGAGGAUGAGGCGGCCGCCCGGGCGCUGAUCGAUGGGCGGGACCUGGUGGUCAUCGGCUUCUUCCAGGACCUGCAGGACGAGGAUGUGGCCACCUUCUUGGCCCUGGCCCGGGACGCCCUGGACAUGAACUUUGGCCUCACAGACCGGCCGCGGCUCUUUGAGCAGUUCGGCCUCACCAAGGACACCGUGGUUCUCUUCAAGAAGUUUGAUGAGGGGCGGGCAGACUUUCCAGUGGAUGAGGAGCUUGGCCUGGACCUGGGGGAUCUGUCGCGCUUCCUGGUCACACACAGCAUGCGCCUGGUCACGGAGUUCAACAGCCAGACAUCUCCCAAGAUCUUCGCGGCCAGGAUCCUCAACCACCUGCUGCUGUUUGUCAACCAGACCCUGGCUGCUCACAGGGAGCUCCUAGCGGGCUUUGGGGAGGCAGCUCCCCGCUUCCGGGGGCAGGUGCUGUUCGUGGUGGUGGACGUGGCGGCUGACAAUGAGCACGUGCUGCAGUACUUUGGCCUCAAGGCUGAGGCAGCCCCCACCCUGCGCUUCAUCAACAUUGAGACCACUAAAAAAUACGCGCCUGUGGAUGGGGGCCCUGUCACCGCAGCUUCCGUCACUGCUUUCUGCCACGCAGUGCUCAACGGCCAAGUCAAGCCCUAUCUCCUGAGCCAGGAGGUUCCCCCUGACUGGGAUCAGCGGCCAGUGAAGACCCUCGUGGGCAAGAAUUUUGAGCAGGUGGCUUUUGACGAAACCAAGAAUGUGUUUGUCAAGUUCUAUGCCCCGUGGUGCACCCACUGCAAGGAGAUGGCGCCUGCCUGGGAGGCGCUAGCUGAGAAGUACCAAGACCAUGAGGACAUCAUCAUCGCUCAGCUGGAUGCCACGGCCAAUGAGCUGGACGCCUUCGCCGUGCACAGCUUCCCUACCCUCAAGUACUUCCCAGCAGGGCCAGGUCGGAAGGUGAUUGAAUAUAAAAGCACCAGGGACCUGGAGACCUUGUCCAAGUUCCUGGACAACGGGGGCGCGGUGCCCACGGAGGAGCCCACGGAGGAGCCGGCAGCCCCGUUCCCGGAGCCACGGGCCAACUCAACUGUGGGGUCCAAGGAGGAGCUGUAGCUACCCCCGUGUCCCUCCCCCCGUCACCGCUGGACAGGAGGCACCUCCUUGGGUGCUGGAGGGAGCUGUGCAUUGUGAAUAAAGAGCUUGGUUCUGGA